This is a messenger RNA of Spirometra erinaceieuropaei, 5409 nucleotides long. Lineage: Eukaryota; Metazoa; Platyhelminthes; Cestoda; Diphyllobothriidea; Diphyllobothriidae. The record is from the annotation of a GenBank genome assembly.
AUGUCUUAUGGGUGCGUUGACCCAUCGAAUCAUUCUACUUGUCUUUGUCUGUCCCCUUCCUUAGUGCGACUUUUCCAGUCGUACAUUUUUAAUCAUAUCUGUUGAGCAAACAAAUCUUGAGCUUCUAUUUUACGAAUAUCUACCCUCGAACCCACCAGAAGCCUAAUAAGUCUGCAGAUAAACUCAACCAUGGCAUGCCUUCGUCAGAAGUCUGGACAGCCUAACGCCUCGUUUGACUUAUGGGUGAUCGCCAAAUCCUCGCAUGUAUUUGGCCUCAUGCUGUCUUGAUUGCAUUGCCGGAGCUACUUUUCAGCUGCUGCAGGUGUAGUGGACGAAAACGUUUAAAUUAGGACACACGUGGUACCGUGAAACACUGGGAAUAACUCUUGGCUUGCAACAAACUGAAGCGAAUUGUUAUUCGCGUCAUUGAACUCAUCCAAAUGACAUGGUAUAAACGUUUGGCGAGCACAGGUAUUUGUGUGAUAGGUACAGAAGAGAAUUUGUACAAAUAAUAGCUAGUGAUGCAAACAGGGAUGAGUUACGUCAAGGAGGUGAUGCCAACAUGCCAGAUAGGCAACCGGUGGCGAAUGCGCAUUCCCCACUGGUUGCUUAUCAAUGUCAAUGCGUGCGCGUGCAUGUACAUUUUGUGCGGCCAAACAGACAGUUCUUUCCCCGUCCCCCAUCAGGAGCAUCCCCGCAGCUCGUAACGCGAGGCAUUUGGCGGCUUACUCGACCCGGUACGUCCGCGAUUUCGCCAAUGAGACGAUGCUUUCGUAUGCAUACGAAAUUGAGGUUUUUUGCAUCGGUCCGCGACCGCAGGAUCUUUGUACUCACCAUAGCCUGUAACUUGACUACAAAAUGUCAGUGUAGACUUGAGUGAAAGAUAUAUGCUGUGUAGUUUCGCUCAUCAAACCUAUUGCAUGGACCUGUGGGUGCUUGAUUCGCAUUCAGUCCAUCAAGACGCUCUACCACUGACAUUUCCACUGUCCCUAGCCUUGCACAAAUGCGAGUCUUCUUUCGCGUGUUUUUCACUCAUUACCUCAGUUUCUUAACUAUCCACCUUGCGCGGUUGUUAUCAGUACCUUCUUGGUAGAUCCCUUCGUGGUAUGUUCCAUACCAAUAUUUGAAAUCGCUGCUGCUUGAACCCAUCUCACCGAUUUAGAAACCGACAUGGUUAGAACGACUGUGACCACUAUUUAAUGCUACGUCACCAGAGGAUAUGUUUAUCAGGCCAAUAGGUGAUGGAGGAAUCUUACUCCUUCUAAUUAGGUGUCAUAAGUGACAAGACCCCUGACCCGGGAUGAGGCCGAUUUUAACUCUCUAAACCGGGCAAUCUACUGUACCCAACCGUUCUUUGUAGUACGCAUAUUGAGUGGCGCAUCUCUCCUUUAAUUUUCCGACGACGUGCAGCUCUUAAUUUGCAGGGGAACCGAGUUAGCGGGGCAAUUGCAGUCUUUCAGGUCACUGACUUUGCCCUCAGGUUUGCGCCUAACAUAAAUGAGCCAUCUUAAUUGGUAAGUAAACGGGGCGGGGUUUACGGGUUACGUUUUUCAUCGAAGACAUGGAUGCGGGUUGAGACGUAGUCAGAAAGACAAAAUCGGAGAAUAGAGUGCAGGCGUCGUCGGUCAGCCAGAUGUCGCAAACCUGAGCGUAAUGGCCUCCAUACACUCAUAUAGGGCUGUCUCAAUGAUUACUUGGUCUGCAGGUUGGUUUCAUGUCGACUCCAAGGGUCUUGUACUUCCGGUUGUUUUGGUAGUGCAGUCUAUCUUUGCCUCGCUUCAGAAGGUCUGACCCAUAGUAGUAAAAAUUGUCCGCUAGCUCGGUACUGUCACUGUCUGCCCCGACCGAGCAAAUAUAUCCAAUUAUGAAGCCCGAAGUGCUCAUUUUCCUUUUGACUGUCUGACUGUCUUCGCGUCUGUCUGAGACGCUACUGGAUGCACUUUUUUAAAUUGAGCUUGCUAUCACCACGUCGUCAUCGGCGCAGUCCAGAUUCAUCGUGUACGGACCACGACUCACUCUAACGCUGCCGUGGUCUGCCAGCCUAAUGAGCAGAGUAUAAUUCAGUCACAAAAUCGAUGAAGCAGACAAAAGCGGGCUGUCAACAUCAGCAGUUGUGCUUGAAGAUUGGGCGAAGUAAAAGUUCCGAUGAGAACAUGCCUACCCCAGUCGCGAGUCGCACUGAUUCCUUCUUGUUCGCGCGUCGUAGUACAAGCGGAAGUGAUUCAGGAGGGCGACUGUGAAGGUUCUUGAGGUGGUAUCAAAUGAGCUAUUUCCACGGUAUUCCCUCCACAGCGGUCCGCCGUCUUAAGGAUCUGCGUAUAUUAACGUCAAUCCAUUCUGUGGACACAGCCCCUACUUCCCAAUUGCGGACCAGAUUUUCGUGUAAGCUGUCAGAUAUAACACUCGAACAGCAUUUGUAGCCUUCUAUCGGAAGUCGAUCCGCGCCAGAUACUUAAUUGUUUAGCCGGACUUCGUCUAGAACAAACUAGAUUGCAAGGUUCACAGACGCAAGGAAUUGUUUUUCAUCGGAAGGCCGUAUGUACUGGUGACGUUAUCGCCACACGUCGAUUGUCGCAGAUCUUUACUGCUGACGGGCUGAAUGCUGGUUUGCGCUUAACAUCCUAUAUCGCCGCCAGAUGUCGCUAUUGAAGCGCGUUCCAGAUCUCGGGUAGUUUUAUCCCAGAGUUCGUUGCAUUCACGCCAAGCAGACCGCGUAAUCUAAUGAUCUAAUUCCCCAAAGUUCGAAUUGACUCGCAGACGGGCGAUAUUUGCACUGUCAGCCAGUCUGGUCGUCCCAGGACGGAUGCGAUCCAUCCAAAAACGCCUACUAUGUCCUAACUUCCUGUGAGGUGCCGUAGGGUCUGCUUCAGUUCGAACGAAUUUCUUUCAAGGGCGACUUCUUUAAACCAUUUGUUGUCUGUCACUGUGGCAGCGACCGGAGACAAUCAUACGGAAGCUUGUGACAGUGACGGGAUCUCCGAGAUGGUCAACACUGCAACUUCUCACAGUUAAUGCUCCUUCAACGCCACGUAAUCAGCCGGAUCCUCAUACGAGCAUGACCAAAGCUGUUCUUCUUGCUGAUGUUGACACAACGUAUUCCGCUAGAGUCAGAGAUCGAGCUUGUCUAUCGUGCGCGGAGAAACAUGCACUUAAUCUGACUUAGAGUGCGGCCAUUAUUGGAAUUCAGUGUAGCUGCAUGCCCUGUGGGGUGUUCGUAAUAAUUAAGUGGUUCGACACGGCAAAAGUGACGGGCUUUUAAUUCAUUGGAUCCAAUUGCGAAAACUCGUCGACAUCGGUUGUGUUCGAACCCGCGACAACGAGAGCAAGGCCUGAAUAAAGCCAAGGAUCUAACCACCUGAACUACGACACCCCACCGAGAGCUGGGAGUCGAAUCGUAUUGUGCGCGCAGCGGUCAGUUACUCUCCUAGUAUAUGCGUUAGGCUUCCCCGUCUUGCAUUGUGGGCAACGUCAAGGUCACUUUCUGAGACACAUUUGAGUAUCGCGUGAACUUCGUCAUAAGAGACCUAUUUUGCAUGCUAUUCGUAUCCACUUUAGCAUCUACAGCAGCAUCACAAAGACGCACAAGUGCAGUUCAGGAUGACACCGGUUCUCAAUAUGUAAGUGAAGGUUUGGCUUCACAAUUCAAAGGAACGGAGGCAACAUGUUAGUCAGUUGUCGCUGACGCCUUUUUGGUGGAAAUUGCUGCAUUUCUUUGUACAUUGCACCCUCGAGUCAUGGUCUGGCAAGCCCAUCUUUGAGAGGCAGGCAAUGUCUACGUUGCAAUACACUAACGCCUACAUGACAAGACUCUGUGUUACCGGUGUGAAAGUUCUCACGUUCCAACAUGUGACUCGCAGUUAUUUCCUCCUUUUCGAAGAGGCCAGCUUGUAUACUUGCCAUCUGGCCUCUUGGCAUAGGCCCAGACGCAUCGGUUCUCACGGCUGCUAUAGCAUGAAUCGAGACUUGUGAUAAGGAGACCUGCUUAAGAUGGAGAUUCACGAGUCUGAAACUUAAGCUGCCUUUAAAGGAUAUUAAAUGUGAAGUGGUGGAAAGGGAUCCCGGACACCCAGGUACUGAGAAUGACUGACAUGCUAAGCGUGCGUCAAUGUGGUCUUGAAACCAUAUUUCCCUGGAAUUUGAUGUUCGCGCGUCGUUAUAACCUCGUGCGUUUGUUAUACUGAGGAUAACUGCGGGAUCUGAUCUCAGUUCCAAAAGAUAUGACAACCUUGUCGCUUUUGCCAAGUGAAAUGCCAGGGACAGCCAUGAGUGCAUCUUUUUCAACUGGCAAGAACGCCAAAUCGAGACAGGACGAGUACCGCAGCAAGUCAUGUGGGACUAUUUGCAACUGUGUUUGGUGCAUUUUCCGUUGAAAGCGUUUGCGCUUUGUCGUUAAAUAUGUUAUCAACACUGCUUUCGGAGUUUUUGUCCUCCGUCGCAUUGGCAUACUGGGACCGAGUCGCCAGGCAUCGGACACCAGAGAGCCUGUGUUAUGCUGCUUCAGUCGUCAUAUUGUAGUGCCCUCAUUUGGCUCCAUAGUAAUUUGUAAACCAAUCGGUGUACCUGACCUCUUUUAUCUGCCCCAUGGUAGCAUUGUCGUUGUUGUCCCUUGACUACCUAGAGAUCUGCUCAUCUCGCACCCGGCCUUUGCUGAAGACCGAUCCCCCAUUCACCACAUGUGGACGCGCCGUGUGGCCAACAGUUUUCCCAAUUAACGGUUCCGUCUUUCGGAAGUUAUGCACUCCCAACACAUUGCACGUUUAGGCUACGAUAGACGAGUAGAAGCAGGACUGAGUGCAGAGACCCCUCUUUUAUUAGUGAUUUUUGAUCACCUUUUAUUUGUUAAUAAUUAAAGUGCAAAUAUAAGGACAAGACUCCACUUAGGAUGUAUCAAUUAUUUUCAUAGAGUUGUUUCGAAACUUGCGCCCAGUAGCACAGAUUUUACCUGCCACCGCAUACCAAAAUGCUUUCGAUUCUGUUUGCGUUAAGGUUACUGCCACUAGUAAAUAGCUGUUCAUCCCCCCCCCGCCUCCCACGUGUUUCCACAGGUAGUCUUUUGUGGCCUUACCUGUGGGUCAAAAGCUCGCAUCAGGUCUGAGAAAAUUUUUAUUCCACAGGUUUGAAUCCUCGCCACCAACAUUCUCGGAAGACUCUUUGCAGCAAAACGCUUCAGAUAAUGAGAUGAAAAUGGCUCUUCAGAAACUGCAAACACAAGCCGAAUUUCAGAACCAGGUGUCUAAUCUGACCGGUCGGUGUUGGGAUCUGUGCUAUACUGGAACCCCCGGGGCUAAAAUGGACGACAAGCGGGCCAACUGCCUGAAAAACUGUGUCGAACGCUACAUUGAUGUUUCCGUGCUUCUGCGUAAUCGUUUCCAAGCCCUGGUCGGACGUAUGCAGCAACAACAACAAUGA